UCACUAUCCGUGCGCCUUAUAACAGUAGCAACGCCUCGCGAAUACCCGCCCUGCAGCUGUAUAGCUUCGGUACUUGCACAUUAGGCUUCUGCAGUUCAGAUACGAGGUACCACACCAGAAUGAGCAGACCAUCUGUCGAGCACAUACAGGAUAUAAUAAAAUCAUUAAAUAAACUGGCGGAUUGUUUGGAGAGAGACUAUAGAUAUUAUGCAGAAAAUAAGUCACAGUAUGGUAAAGGUACUGUGGUUGGUUCAGCAGUUGCCGGUCUAUCCGGGGGUGCAGCAGCCCUCCUUUCACUUGCUGGAGUUGCCUUAGCACCUGUUAUCGUACCUGUUGCUGGUGUUGUGGCUGUAGGUGGAGCCGUGGUAGCAGGAGCUAGUGGUCUUGCUGGCUACCAAACUAAGGUUGCCGAACAGUCUGCGUACGAUGUGUACUUAAAACUGGCUCAGAGAAAACUCUCAGUUUAUGGCAACUACUUGCUAAAAACAUCGGAUAGGUUGGGUGAUAAAAGAAAAGAGGACGGAGAUGACAGCUGUGUGAAUAAUGUGCUUGGCAUUUUAAGCCCUUUCAUAGAAGUGGCCAGGUUUUCAAUUAUGGUUGGCGGCACCAUACUAUGUGGUCAAGCUGCUUUGGCUAUUGUUGGAGCAGCUGUGGUGUUUCAUGUUGUAACCAUCACCUUCAACGUUAAAGAUUUUGUUAAAAAUAGGGUAGCCGCUGAACAGGCAAGGAAGGAAAAUUCAGGGAUAAACUCUGCGUUGGCUAUGGAGAUCCGGAAAAUAGCAGACGACUUAGAACAAGAAUUGCGACGCCAGGGAGGAGCUUAGCUUUUGCGACUUUAGCGGUCAGUAUAGUUUUAAAUCAACUAAUAGAAGAUUCCCUUGCUUUUAUAGUUUGAGGGACCACGACCACUCAUGAUGCCAGACAGGCCACGUAAUCCCGGUUCGCAGUUACCAGACGUCAUAAACGCUUUGAAUAAACUUGCUGAGGACUUGGAUGUUAAAAGUGUCAGCUAUGAGUCCAAAAGGCGAUUUGCAUCUGUUAUGGUGAAGGUUGGUGGCUGUCUGGUAAUUGGUAGCUGUUUAACAAAAACUGGAGCCUUCCUAUUACAAAUUGCUUGUAUGAGAGGAUUGUCAGCCCCUCUGUUUUGUGUUGGGAUUGGUGUCUCUGUGUUCAGUGCUGUGGCGCAUCUGUGUACUGCAGUUGCUGAAAGUGCUGAAGUAGCGCAAUACCUGAAACUUGCCUAUCGAAAACUUGACUGCAACCAUUCUCUUUAUCUGUCUGGACAAAAGUGUGGUUUCUCUAUAACUGAUGUCCUUUCGACAACAAAAGCGAUGAUAGAACGUUCAGGCUUGAAACGUGCUCUUCAGAUGAAACAUCCAACUGCCGCCGACGGGAAUGGCCACAUUCGUUACAUUGUGAAACAGCUGGAACGCCUUGAAAGACGUGAAGAUUGAACAAAUGUAUUUUCGCUCUGAACCAAGCAACUAUGGAAGGGACCUUAAAAAUCAAAUCAAGCAGUGACCACGAAUUUCUAUGUAAAUAUUAUGAAUAAUCAAUUUCUUUGAGAUUUGGUAUCUUUGGUUACCAAUACUGUGCAUUAACGUUUUUUGUUGCUUAGGGCAUGAGAGGUCUAACUUGCAUAUUUGCAGUUUGUAAUAUCCCAGUGCCACAAUACAUGUACAAAAUAUAUGGGGAAGUAGUGUUAUGGUUGUCGCUUUAAGUAAGUGUCUUUACAUUGGAAUCAACUAAGUCGGAGUACCAUGUCGGUCAUUGUGACAGUUAAUUAUUUAUUCUUACGGAGGUUAGAAAAGCAAGGCUCGUGCUCGAUACACACCAGGGAAAUGCAUGUCAGAUCACUUCCGGACAAUGUUUGUUGUGAACACAUUAUGAAAGCGCUUAGCGUACGUCUGUUGAAUCAUUUUUCUCAUAAAUUGUUUGUAUUGGUGUGUUUUUGACAUGAUCAUCGUGCCGAUUGUCCUUUGGUAGUUAGAUUCAGAUGACCCAUACCGACAAUUUCUUGUGUAGUUUGAUGUUACCUUACAUUGUUGUGUAUUCUGCACAACCAAAUAGUUGUAGUUUUGUAUUUUUAUGAUAUAUUACAUUGUAACCAUUUUACGCGUGGAUGUAGCUUGGGUUUUGUAGCUUCUAUUCAAUGAGCUUCUAGAUAUCCAGAUAUAUUUGACUUUUUUUGUUCUUUGCUAGUAACCAAUAAAAAUGUGUUGUGAUC
Molecule: messenger RNA, 2227 nt
Organism: Haliotis rubra (blacklip abalone)
Lineage: Eukaryota; Metazoa; Mollusca; Gastropoda; Lepetellida; Haliotidae
Exons: 2
Coding region: 120-824 (234 amino acids)
Source: RefSeq, a predicted model, not a curated record